AUGUCCCCCAACUAUAUGCGGAGCUUCUCGGAAGGAUGCCUCAGGCCACCAACGGUAAUUGGCCAAUUCCACACUCUUUUCUUUGGCUCGGUCCGCAUGUUUUUCCUUGGCGUUUUGGGCUUUGCUGUUUAUGGAAAUGAGGCGUUGCAUUUCAGUUGUGAUCCAGACAAGAGAGAGGUUAAUCUUUUCUGUUACAACCAGUUCAGGCCUAUAACUCCUCAGGUGUUCUGGGCAUUACAGCUUGUGAUUGUACUGGUACCUGGAGCAUUUUUUCACCUUUAUGCUGCAUGUAAGAACAUCAAACAGGAAGAUAUCCUUCAAAAUUCAUUCUACACUGGUUUUUACAUCUUCUCUGUUUUCCUAAGGAUUAUCCUUGAAGCUGUGGCUUUCUGGCUUCAGAUUCAGCUCUUUGGUUUCAAAGUGAAUGCAAUCUACAUAUGCGAUGUGGGAGCACUAGAAAAGAAGUUUAACAUUACACGAUGCAUGGUGCCAGAGCACUUAGAAAAGACAAUUUUUCUUAUUGCAAUGUACACAUUUACUGUGAUUACAGUGAUCUUGUGUGUUGCUGAAAUUUUUGAGGUCUCAUGUAGAAAACUAGGUAUUUUUAAAAGCCAGUGA
This is a messenger RNA of Indicator indicator, 618 nucleotides long. It is a transcript of the gene GJE1, whose product is annotated as gap junction protein epsilon 1. Bases 1 to 618 code for a protein of 205 amino acids. The transcript has 3 exons. Gene Ontology annotation, cellular component: connexin complex. Gene Ontology annotation, biological process: cell communication. The record is from RefSeq and is a predicted model, not a curated record. Lineage: Eukaryota; Metazoa; Chordata; Aves; Piciformes; Indicatoridae.